Messenger RNA from Fukomys damarensis (Damara mole-rat), 4570 nucleotides. RefSeq names its product CAP-Gly domain containing linker protein family member 4 (gene Clip4). Lineage: Eukaryota; Metazoa; Chordata; Mammalia; Rodentia; Bathyergidae. Bases 680 to 2788 code for a protein of 702 amino acids. The transcript is spliced from 16 exons. The record is from RefSeq and is a predicted model, not a curated record. Gene Ontology annotation, biological process: cytoplasmic microtubule organization. Gene Ontology annotation, cellular component: cytoplasm; nucleus; microtubule plus-end. Gene Ontology annotation, molecular function: microtubule plus-end binding.
CCUGCUGGUUCUAACAGAGACCUUUCGUAUAGCUAAGGACAACUCAGCUAGUCACGCCUUGUCACCUACGAAUGGCGGUAUCGCAGAAGGACAAUCUAAGUGUUAAAAGUGAACUGUGUACCUACGGAAAACUUCAAUAGCGCCUUCUGUCAGCAACAGGUCUUUAUGAGUUUCUGUGGUUCAAUGACAGACCUUGCAAGGGUUUAAACCCACUAGUGCCAGACUGCCUUCCUUUCUUUGAACCAGUUGAAGAGGUGGGAAGGGUGAGAGCAGAGAGGGGUGUGGUAAGACAGGGAAAGGGAGGUGGAGUCCUCCAACGAAGGAGGAAGCAUCCAUUUCACAUCAGCAUCCCUGAGAGCGUGUGAAGACGCAGCGCCUGUAGGGACAGGGACACUGGCAGCGGCCCAGGGAUGUGGGAAGGGGAUGGCAUUUAAUGUUGCAUAAGCAAUGUGGGUUUCAGUUGGCAGUGUGCUCCACCCCAUUCCACAAUGCGAUUCGACUGCCACAAACAACUAUUUUGAGCUACGUGAACAGAAGCAUAGGAGGUAGAAAGUGGUGGAGCCUCUCCUCUGUGCAUUUGACAGGCCACCCUUCCGCCCUGUAUCACAUUUAAGAGCGCUCAAGACAAGCAGGGAUGAAUCCUGGACAGUCCUUCAGCACGCUGGUGGCUUUCUAGAAGAUGACCAUAGAAGACCUUCCAGAUUUUCCAUUAGAAGGAAAUCCUUUGCUUGGAAGAUACCCAUUUUUAUUUUCAGGUUCUGAAACACCAGUUAUCUUUUCCAUUUCUGCAGCACCAAUGCCUUCAGACUGUGAGUUUUCUUUCUUUGAUCCUAAUGAUGCAUCAUGCCAAGAAAUUCUCUUUGAUCCCAAAACUUCAGUUUCAGAAUUAUUUGCCAUCUUAAGACAGUGGGUUCCUCAGGUCCAACAAAACAUUGACAUUAUUGGAAAUGAGAUUCUUAAAAGAGGUUGCAAUGUGAAUGACAGAGAUGGACUGACAGAUAUGACUCUCUUGCAUUAUACUUGCAAGUCUGGAGCUCACGGUAUUGGUGAUGUUGAGACAGCUGUGAAAUUUGCAUCUCAGCUUAUUGAUCUGGGAGCAGACGUUAGCUUGCGGAGUCGCUGGACAAAUAUGAACGCUCUGCAUUAUGCUGCUUAUUUUGAUGUCCCGGAAGUCAUAAGCGUGAUUUUGAAGACAUCAAAACCAAAAGAUGUGGAUGCCACUUGCAGUGACUUUAAUUUUGGAACGGCUCUGCAUAUCGCAGCAUAUAACUUGUGUGCAGGUGCUGUAAAAUGCUUACUGGAGCACGGAGCAAACCCUGCAUUUAGGAAUGACAAAGGACAGAUCCCUGCCGAUGUGGUUCCAGACCCAGUGGAUUUGCCAUUAGAAAUGGCCGAUGCUGCAGCAACUGCUAAGGAAAUCAAGCAGAUGCUGCUAGACACUGUGCCUCUGCCUUGUAGCCGCUCCAAGGCCAUGCUUCCAAACUGUGACCAUAUGACUGGCAAGACAAUGCUUUCAUCUCUUGGUCUGAAGUUGGGGGAUCGUGUUGUCAUUGCCGGGCAGAAGGUUGGGACACUACGAUUUUGUGGAACAACUGAAUUUGCAAGUGGUCAGUGGGCUGGCAUUGAAUUAGAUGAACCAGAAGGAAAAAACAAUGGAAGCGUUGGAAAAGUCCAGUACUUUAAAUGUGCCCCAAAAUAUGGUAUUUUUGCCCCUCUUUCAAAGAUAAGUAAAGCAAAAGAACGAAGGAAGAAUAUAGCACACCCUCCUUCCUCAAAAACCACGCCUCCCACCAAGCCCCAGAAAGCUGACACAGCUCACAUCGUGUCAAAGCUGAACACUGGAUUGAUGACAUCAAAAAAGAAUAGUAUUUCUGAAUCAGCACUUUCAUUGCCUCCUAGUGAAGAAUUGAAAACUGCAGCAGAGAAAGAUGUCACCCUGCCUGGAUCCAUCAGCAGCUCCUCCUCUACGUCUUCUUUGGAGCACAAACAGAGCUACACUAAGAAACCAAACGCAAGCAGCAAGAAGACCAUGAGCAAAAGCUCUUCUCUAUCAUCCAGAGCCAGUGCUGGUUUGAAUUCCUCAGCAACAUCUAUAGCAAAUAACACCCAUCGUGAAGGAGAGCUCCGCCUUGGAGACCGAGUGUUGGUGGUGGGCCAGAGAGUCGGAACCAUUAAGUUCUUUGGAACAACAAAUUUUGCUCCAGGGUAUUGGUACGGUAUAGAGCUUGAAAAGCCCCAUGGCAAGAAUGAUGGUUCAGUCGGAGGUGUGCAGUAUUUUAGUUGUUCUCCAAGAUAUGGAAUAUUUGCUCCCCCGUCCAGGGUGCAAAGACUAACAGAUUCCCUGGAUACGCUUUCAGAAAUUUCUUCAAACAAACAGAAUCAUUCUUAUCCUGGUUUGAGGAGAAGUUUUAGCACAACUUCUGCUUCUUCCCAAAAAGAGAUUAACAGGAGAAAUGCUUUUGCCAAGUCGAAGACCGCCCUGCGCCGCAGCUGGAGCAGCGCCACCUCUGCAGGCGGCCUGGAGAGCAGCGUGAAGCUGCACGACGGCUCGCAGGUCUUGCUCACGAGCUCUAAUGAGAUGGGGACCGUGAGGUACGUGGGCCCCACGGACUUCGCGUCGGGGAUAUGGCUUGGACUGGAGCUGCGAAGCGCCAAGGGGAGAAACGAUGGCGCGGUGGGUGACAAGCGCUAUUUCACCUGCAAGCCGAACCACGGAGUUUUGGUGAGGCCAAGUAGAGUCACCUACCGGGGAAUUAAUGGGUCAAAGCUUGUAGAUGAGAAUUAUUAAAGUUCUGAAAUAGUCGAUGAGCGCUCCCCCCCCCCCGUCUCUCAUACGUGGUAUAAAGUAGAGCUCAAGACAGAUGGUUUAUUUGGCCAGUAUUUAAGCUUUGAAAAUGCAAUAUAGUUAUCUUCACAGAAACUGUUGUAACAGUUCAGGGAGAUACCUUUAAAAGGCCACAAGUAUGAACUCUGGGGAAUCAUGGCUCUUUUAAAAACGAUUUCAAAAUAAGCAAAUUUAUAAGGCUUCUGAAGCUUUAGUUCCCAAGGAAACUCUAGGACUCAUAAAAAAAAAGUGCCAUUAGGUGGUUAACUGAUGCAUUACUUUACUCACUGUGUUUCCGUUUUGCACAUAAUGUAUUCUUCCUAGUGCCAUAAUUGUCAGGUUUGUUUCAUCAGCUUUGGUGAACAUAAUGUUCGCAUGACCUCUUUCUGUUCCAUGUUUUUAAAAUUUUUCUUCGUGUGUUUAUUACUAAUAAGUACCCUGAGAGUGUACUGGUGGUAUUUUUGGUACGGUCACUUGCUGUUUUGUGAACGGCUCAUGUGAAGGCGCUUUGGCACACGGGAGGUGGAUGAACUCGGGGAUGUCUGGCUCUGCUUCUGGCCCAGGCCAAAUAGUGAAAGGGAGUCUGGGUUAGCCAGGACCACUAACUAGUCGGGUAGCGAGAUCAGAAAGAAGGUGGGUCUCCUGACCCGUGGCUCAGCGCUCUUUCCUCUACAUAAAGUAUGUAACUGAGAUUUUUCUUCUGCUGCUUACCUGCUGCAUCUGUACAAUAUAAAUACAAAAAGCCCAUGAUCAAGGUUUACAAAUUCAAGUCAGAACCUUUGCACACACUUACUUAGCUUCUUUAGUAGACAUAUUUGUAACACACCGCACUUUCAAACAUGAUGCACUUUCAUAUUUGUGGAGAAUUUGCCACCCUUUCCCCCUGGAAUUUGAAAAACAUGUUUAAAAAUGUAUUUGACAAGAGAACAGAGUAAGAUGUGGUGGGAAGGAUGCGUUAGUCUUGCGUGCAGAUGUGUGUGGUUUCUGGGCUCCUUGUUCUGUUGCUCAUGCUGCUGGAGGUGCGUUUCCAGGGGCUGCAGAGGCGGCCUGCGACAGAGGAGCAGAGCCAGGCUGUCGUCAUUUCCCUCCGGCCCAUUUGCUAAGCUAAGCUUUAUGAAACGGCGAUGUGAUAAUGACACACUUCUGUCUUGUGGAAAUGUAGUGAAGUUUCUGUCCUAUAUGUGUAAAGAUUUAUCUUUUAUUGUAAAUAUUUAGACUUUGCCACAGAAAUGUUGGAAGAGUUUGCUUUAUAAGACUAAAAGUAUCCUUCAGAAUGGAGCUUGCUUUGUGCUUAGAAAUAUAUGCUAAGCUAUUUUGCAAUAUACUGUUUUAAAUCUAAAUUCUGUCACUCUGUUGCCUUUUUUUAAAAUGGUGUUUCAAAUACUGCCGAAGUUAUUUUCCUGAAUACAUUUGCAAAAUAAGGCUGCUUUAUAAUCAAGGAAUAUUUUUAUUGAUUGAAAAAAAUGACUGUGCUGCAAUUAAAAAGUAAACUUAUUUUAUUAUAUAAAUUCUUUCUUAAAACUCUAUUUAUACCUUACCAUGAAAUCCAUGAGUAAAAUGAACUUGGGUGUCCAUAAUUCUUUCUGUUAAAUAUGAAAUAUUAUAAGUUAAAAGCAGUAAUGCCGACUGAAUUUAUUUUUGAGGUCAAAGAGCCAAUUGUUCUCUUUAUGUUUAGAUUAGGUUUAUUAAAGCCGUAUAGGAUUCAUGCUUCAUAUACUAUACAUACAAAUUAGAUGUUUUCAUCUG